Molecule: messenger RNA, 1293 nt
Organism: Paramecium sonneborni
Lineage: Eukaryota; Ciliophora; Oligohymenophorea; Peniculida; Parameciidae
Source: the annotation of a GenBank genome assembly
AUGAAUCUCUUAGGACCUUGUUCUUUUGAACUAGUAUAACGACGUCAAUAAGUUAAAUAUGAUUUCUUAUAAUCUGAAAAUCAUUCACUCAAACAAGAAAAUGAGUUGUUACUAUAAACACUACAAAAGUAUAGAACUAAUUAGCUUAAUGAAAUCUUUUCUUUUGAAAUAUAAGAAUUAAAUAAGCAACUGACAGAAUUAAAACAACAACUAACCUCUUCCUAAACUUAAGCCUUUCUCAAUCUUUAAAUGAGUCAAUAAAUAGAAGCUUUCUAUAUGGAUUUAAUUCAUGAACAAGAAGAUAAAAUCUUAGAACAACGUAGAAUCAUUCAUGAUAAAGAAUAUACUAUUUAACAGUAGGAAAAAAAUCAUACUAUUUUAGAUGAUGGAGUGGCAGUUAAAUGUAAGGAUCUCUUAUAAUUAAAUGAAAUCUCUUUAAAAUUACAUAAUUAAAUUGAGCAUUUACAAAAUGAACUUCUAAAAAAUAAUUAAUAUAUCUAACACUGCUAAAUUAAAAUUAAAUAAUUAAGUACUGAAAACUCUACUUAUAAAUUCGAACUUAUGAAAUUUCGAAAAGCUUUAAGAAAUUAAGUUACCUUUAGAAAAGUAAGAGAAAGUUUGAUGAAUGAAUAUGAACAAAAUUUAAGCGAUACAGAAAUAUCUUCUUUUUCUAAUUAUGGUUAAUCUACAACUGAAACAAGAUAAGCUAAUAAUACUAGUUUUUGGACUCAAAAAUGUAAUAAUUUAGAAAGAUAUAAAAAAUUAUUUGAAUCAUAAGUAACAACAAACACCAUUCUUUAAAGAGAAUAUAAUAAAAUUUAUAAAUAAAAUUAAUAACUAUUAGUAACAAAUGAACGAUUAUGUAUUCAUUCAUAAAAUUAAAAUAAAAAAAUUUAAAAACUCAAAAAUGAAUUAAUUUAUCUUGAAUAAUUUUGGUAAUCCUCAUUAAAUAAUACAACUAAUUACAUAAUAAAAUAUUCAAUUACAAAUCCUGAAGAAUCUAAAUUACUAUUUGAAUAAAGAAGCAGGAGUUGCAAAGAAUUGGAAUACUAAGAACCAAAUGAAAUGAAAGAAUUUAAAAGCUAUUUGCUCUAAUUACAUAGAGAAUUAUAUUCUUAAACAAAAAAAAAGCAAAUAUCUAGAUGUUUUUCAGAACCACCCAGAUGUAGAUAAAUUAAAUUGAAAAAAAGAUAGAAACUCAUAGUUAAAGAAUAAUCUUAAGUAUAAAAUGCUUAAGAUUUAUCAUUAAUUCAUAAAAAGGAUCUUAGUUAAAUUAGUGAAUGCGUAUUCUGA